Daucus carota subsp. sativus is the source of this 2190-nucleotide messenger RNA. Its product is annotated as zinc finger CCCH domain-containing protein 38. The record is from RefSeq and is a predicted model, not a curated record. Gene Ontology annotation, molecular function: metal ion binding. The coding region runs from base 265 to 1971 and encodes 568 amino acids. Lineage: Eukaryota; Viridiplantae; Streptophyta; Magnoliopsida; Apiales; Apiaceae. The transcript has 4 exons.
AGACCAGCAAAUAUAUUUAAAAUUGAGAAAACAUGGCUGUGGUAACAGCGAAAAAAGGGCUAGUUACCAUCUCCCACAGUUAGUUUAGAGCCCAUUAAUGGCGGACUCUCUCAGUGCUUCAACCAUCAAACCCGCCUCUCUUUUCUUUUAAUCUAUACACAGCUGAACUCUCUUUUCACUUCUUGCUACUACAACAUCAAUUGGAGGGAUUAAGGAAAAAGACCACUUAAUUGGAGGGAUAUUCCAGCUUUAGUGGGGGACGAGAUGAGUGGUAGUGGCCAUAGACGUCCUUCCAAGUGGGACUUAGAGGAAGUAUCUCGUGACUAUCAUCAUUCUAGAGAUCCUAUUGGCCCUGGGUCCGAGAGACCAAGUAAUAGAGAGUCACAACCUAGGUGGCACUCUAGAGAAGGAAAUUAUAAAGUGGCUAGGGACUCUUUAGAUGAUACAGUGUUGUGGGAUGGGGAGAGCACCAUGUCUCCUGGUCUUGAUGAUUGGAGGCAACAGAAGCGAAAGUACUCCUAUGAAAGCAGUCGAGGAAUAUCACGCAGAAGUCGAAGCAGAAGCAAGAGUCCAGGGCAUCGUUCAGAGCGCCCUGGUGUAAAUGACAGAUUUGGUCGAAUUGCGUCGUUUGAUCAUAGAAAUCAUGAGCCUUGUAGAAUCAGUACUGUACCCUGCAAGUUCUUCGCUUCUGGAAACUGUCGGAAUGGAAAAUCUUGUCGGUUUUCUCACGAUGACCAAACACGUGACAGUUUCAGUAACUAUAAAUCGAAUGACUACAGACAAGGUGUGGAUAGUCGGGCAAAUAUGUCUCCUCUAAGAGAAGGUUCAAAAUGGAGUGGAUCUGCUUCACACUUUAAUCUACCUAAGCAUUGUGGGAAUAAAAAUGAAAGCCUUGGUGAACAGAGGGUUAUGAGAAGUUCUGUGGGUGGCAGUGCUCCAGGAGAUAACAGAUUGAUGGCCCAUGAGAUGGAUAUUGAUGAAGCAACUACAAACAAUCAAAGUAAUGAUUUGGGGUUGACAAAACCCAGUAGUUCUGUGAUGGGUGCCUCCAAGUCCAGAGGCACUGCUUUGCAUGGUGUUGAUAUUGAAGGUUCUACUACUCAUACUGAAGGCCAUUUACCGGACCUGAUUGGGACAUCCAGAAAACCUGAUGUUCUGGAUACAGUAAAAUCAGAAGCAACAUCAUCGAAUCAGUGCGUUAUGAGCACUGAGAAGUUCUCAGACCUUACCCGUUCAUUAGCUCAACUUCUUGGAGAUGGAAAACAGCUUCCGGAACUUUAUGCAGCUUUGAAUGCUUCAAAUGCGCUGGGAUUCAUGCAGUCUUCUGUUGCUGAUCCUGAUGUUUUUCCAGCUUCAUCGUCCAGUCAAUAUGAUCCUGUAAAUGAUAGCAUGGAGCUGAUAAAAUCUGUAAUUAGCGAGCAACCAGAUGGGAUUGCACUCCAAUCAAAUUUACCUUUUACUGGAAAGCCAAGUGUUGAUGGUCUGAAUGGGACUCACUGCAAGGAUGUUGAACUGAAUGAUAAUAGUCAUCAGUCAAGUGAAAAACAUGAAUUUGGUGACUGUGAGAAUGAAGAACAAGGUGUGGUGAAGGCUGAGGACAAGAAAGAAGGGCAAGAAGGAAGUAAAUUAUCAGAUAAUGAGAGAGAUGACAAGGCUGAUGGAGGCGACAAGGCCGAUGAGAAAAAGAAAAACAGUGAUGGAAAGAAUCUUCGUGCUUUCAAGUUUUCCCUUGCUGAGUUUGUGAAGGAGCUUCUGAAGCCAACUUGGAAGGCAGGGAAACUCAACAAAGAAUCCCACAAAACUAUCGUAAAGAAAGUGGUAGAUAAAGUGACAUCUAGUGUCCAAGGAAGUCAAAUACCUCAAACACAAGAAAAGAUAGACAGCUAUCUGUCAGCUUCUAAGCCAAAACUCUCAAAACUUAUACAGGCAUAUGUGGACAAAGUUCAGAAAGAGAACCCGAAGGUAGCAUGAAAGUUGGAGGUUCAUUCGCAUUCUAGCUUGGAUGCUGGCCUUCAUAUUAGCUGUGCUGUCUAGCAGCAAAACCCAUUUACUUAUUUUUCUUAUACAUUUUUUAGAACUUUUUAUAGCUGCUAAAAGUAUUGCAUUUGUUUUUUCCCUUCUGAAUGAUGGAUAAGUUUAAAUUAGCUAAUGUUCCAAAUGCAUAUACAAGUUUUGACAGUUUUUCUUCAA